UUUCGAAAAAACGAGAUUUUGAUCAUGCAACGGCCGUUCCGUGAGUGUCAAGUCAAAGCCAAGAAAUAGGGUACACCAAAAAUGUCCAUUGUUAUUUUAUUUUUUUUAAACUCGGUAUCCGGCCCAAAGACUAAUUGAUCUGGGAUCAAUCGCUCCGUCCACUGGCGGACCCAAUUGAAGCCCGAACAACUUCUUCACCACAGCCGUCCAGUCAAUCACUCCGCCGCCCCCACCGCAAUCCUAUCUCCCUCUGUCACUCAAGCAGUACAAACAACCGACAGACUCUGAGCUAAUCAAACAUGACUCGCUGCAUAAAACAUCGCCAAAGAAAGACCAAGAAACGAAGCGAAUCAUCUUCUUCAGUGCCACAGCUUCCAGUUAAAGUGUGGCAACCUGGUGUGGACAGGUUGGAAGAAGAUGAAGAACUUCAGUGUGAUCCUUCUGCUUACAACUCUCUUCAUGCUUUUCAUAUUGGAUGGCCUUGUCUUAGCUUUGAUAUUGUAAGAGACACCUCGGGCUUAGUUCGAAAAGAAUUUCCACACACGGUGUAUUUCAUGGCAGGGACACAGGCUGAGAAACCUUCUUGGAAUUCUAUUGGGAUUUUUAAAGUAUCCAAUAUUUCUGGGAAGACACGUGAGCCGGUGCCUAACCAUGAAACUGAUGACUUUGGAAUGGAUAGCGAGGACAGUGAUAGUGAGGAUGAUAGUGAAGAUGAAGAAGGUGUUGUCGGGGGUCCUAAUUUGCAGUUGCGGAAGGUAACUCAUGAAGGUUGUAUCAACCGGAUACGCUCCAUGCCACAUAAGCCCCAUAUAUGUGCAUCUUGGGGAGACUGUGGCCAUGUGCAGAUCUGGGACAUGAGCUCUCAUCUCAAGGCUCUUGCAGAGACAGAAACGGAGGGUGUCCAAGGAGAUGAUGUAGCUCAGGUUCCACUACAAAAAUUUAAGCACAAAGAUGAAGGUUAUGCUAUAGACUGGAAUCCUCAUGCAUGUCUUUUAUCUGGGGAUUGCAAUAAUAAUAUUUAUCUAUGGGAGCCUACGUCUGCUGCAACAUGGAAUAUUGACCAAACUCCCUUUACGGGACAUACGGGUAGUGUUGAAGAUCUGCAAUGGAGUCCUAAGCCUGAUGUUUUUGCUUCUUGUUCUGUGGAUAAAAGCAUUGCAAUAUGGGAUACUCGUUGUAGGAGGUCACCAAGGUUGACUUUUAUAGCACAUAAUGCCGAUGUGAAUGUCAUUUCAUGGAACAGGUCUGCCGGCUACACCAGUAAUUUAUUGGCAUCUGGUAGUGAUGAUGGGAGUAUAUCUGUUCAUGAUCUCAGAUCGCUUCAGGAAGGGAAAGAUCCCGUGGUGGCACAUUUUGAAUACCAUAAGCAUCCGAUCACAUCCAUUGAGUGGAAUCCAGACAAUACUUCUUCUUUCGCUGUUUCAUCCUCGGAUAAUCAGCUCACAAUAUGGGACUUAUCUGUAGAAAGGGACGAGGAAGAGGAGGCUGAAUUUAUAGCUAGAAACCAAGGACAAGUAAGGGCUCCUGAAGAUCUGCCUCCCCAACUAUUAUUUAUUCACCAGGGACAAAAAUACCCUAAAGAAUUGCACUGGCACCCAAAGAUUCCUGGAAUGAUAGUAUCUACUGCAGCAGAUGGAUUCAAUGUCCUUAUGCCUUCAAACAUUUGAGAGCACCCUGUCAUCAGACGGUGCUUGAUACAUGUCAUUUGUUGUUCAGUUUUCAAGCAUGUUACCACGGAGUUAUGCCAAAGAAAUUUUGAUAUUUGUUUGUGCUAAGUUUUGUAAUAUUUGAGUUGAACGUUUUCGGAUGGUGGUGGAAGAUAAGCUGAGAUUUUAUCAUUAUUUAUGCAAAACUUUGAUUGCAUUA
Molecule: messenger RNA, 1866 nt
Organism: Medicago truncatula (barrel medic)
Lineage: Eukaryota; Viridiplantae; Streptophyta; Magnoliopsida; Fabales; Fabaceae
Product: glutamate-rich WD repeat-containing protein 1
Exons: 13
Coding region: 300-1667 (455 amino acids)
Biological process (GO): ribosome biogenesis
Cellular component (GO): nucleolus
Molecular function (GO): protein binding
Source: RefSeq, a predicted model, not a curated record